GCGGGGGCGGCGAUCAGCGAGCCGAGUGCGGAUCCUACACCAUCGGGUGUGACGCGGCGGGCUCAGCCCCUGGCGGAGGAUGAAAUGAUGUAAGGCACUCGUUUAUUCAGUCUAGACGUGAGAGCCUGCAGCAGGGACCCAUCGGGGGAGCAUGGCCUGGCCACAGCUGAUUCCUCGGGGCGCUGCGCCCUCCCACCUCAGCCACCACCAUGUCACUGUGUUCCUGCUCACUUUCUUCAGCUACUCAUUGCUCCAUGCCUCGAGGAAGACCUUCAGCAAUGUCAAAGUCAGUAUCUCUAAGCAGUGGACGCCCAGCGUUGCCAACACGUCACUGGAGCUGCCCAUUGAGAUCUGGAGCCGCAACCACCUGUUUCCCAGUGCGGAGGAGGCCACGCUCUUUCUUGGGACGCUGGACACCAUCUUUCUCUUCUCCUAUGCCGUGGGCCUGUUCAUCAGUGGCAUCGUUGGGGACCGCCUCAAUCUGCGAUGGGUGCUGUCCUUUGGCAUGUGCUCAUCCGCCCUGGUGGUGUUUAUCUUCGGCACCCUCACAGAGUGGCUGCACUUCUACAACAAGGGGCUCUACUGCUGCCUGUGGGUAGUCAACGGCCUGCUGCAGUCCACGGGCUGGCCCUGCGUGGUCGCUGUCAUGGGCAACUGGUUCGGGAAAGCUGGCCGUGGUGUCGUGUUCGGCCUCUGGAGUGCCUGUGCGUCGGUAGGGAACAUUCUCGGAGCUUGCCUCGCCUCUUCUGUCCUACAGUAUGGCUAUGAGUAUGCCUUCCUGGUGACAGCGGCUGUACAGCUUGCUGGCGGAAUCGUCAUCUUCUUUGGGCUCCUGGUGUCACCAGAAGAGAUUGGUCUCCCUGCGGUUGAGGCUGACCAGCAUGCUGAAGAAGACUCGCACAGGCCACUCAUCAGUGGGGUGGACAACGAAGAUGAGUAUGACCCGAAUUACUCCAUCCAGGAAGACCCCGUGACCCCCGCUGCCCCUGCCCAGGCCAUCAGUUUCCACCAGGCAUGUUGCCUUCCAGGUGUCAUCCCGUACUCGCUGGCUUAUGCCUGCUUGAAGUUGGUAAACUACUCCUUCUUCUUCUGGCUGCCCUUUUAUCUGAGUAACAACUUUGGGUGGAAGGAGGCCGAAGCAGAUAAGCUGUCCAUUUGGUACGACGUUGGCGGAAUCAUAGGUGGGACUCUCCAGGGCUUCAUCUCGGACCUGCUGCAGAAGCGUGCACCUGUGUUAGCCCUCAGCUUGCUCCUGGCCAUUGGCUCUCUUGUGGGCUACAGCCGUUCUCCCAAUGACAAGUCCAUCAACGCUCUCCUGAUGGCUGUGACAGGGUUUUUCAUCGGUGGCCCCUCGAACAUGAUCAGUUCUGCCAUCUCAGCGGAUCUGGGUCGCCAAGAGCUGGUUCAAGGGAGCAGCGAGGCUCUGGCGACGGUCACGGGGAUCGUGGAUGGGACGGGGAGCAUUGGUGCUGCCGUGGGCCAAUAUUUAGUGUCUCUGAUCCAGGACAACCUCGGAUGGAUGUGGGUUUUCUACUUCUUCAUUCUCAUGACGAGCUGCACAAUUCUGUUUAUCUCGCCAUUGAUAGUGAGGGAAAUUCGUCAUCUAAUGCAGAGACAGCAAGUGCACACGCUGAGCGAGUGACCAUGCCCGCAGGACAGAAGUUGCAGGCGCCAGCAGGCCUGGUGUUUCUAGGAAUUUACCUGUCCGGGUUUUCUUAAGACAGUGUCACCAAAGCUCAUCAUCGGCCUCCCACGGUGCUGAGCAGCUCUCUAGGCAGGGCUAUUUUUCUACACUACAGGAAUUAUCAUUUUUGUUUUUUUUUUUUUUUGGGCCAUAUCCAGCGGUGCUCAGGGCUUACUCCUAGCUCUGUGCUCAGGGAUCGCUCAAGUGACCGUAAGUGGUGCUGCGGAUUGAACCCUGCCUACACUACAGGAAUGAAUGAAUGGUUUUGAUCGCUUUCGUGGGAUGUACUGGGCAGCCUGUGUCUCGGUCUGGCCUGGAACAUUUUGCCCCUUCACCUUCUGAGUACUUUGUGGCCAGGACAUCAUCCUGCAUCAGUGAUUUUCUAGUGACCAGGAGAUGCCAGUGAAGCCUCUGCUAACAGGAAGAUCAGCUGGUAUGGAUGAGUGGCUGAGAACAUCUUGUAUGGGGUCUGGCUGGAGCACUUAUGCCGGAAGUGGCAGAUGCUUCCCCCCAACCCCAGAAAGACUGAACUCUGGAGGGGCCGGUCCCAGGAGCUACCUGGGGACCUCCAACCCACCAUCUAACCUCAAGACUUUCCACUUGAAUCAGAUAUCCCUACAAAUGAUCAUCGACCCAUCUCCCGUCACCCUGUCUGAGUGCACAAUGUUGACUUCCUUUCCUGGCACAGCGAACACUACCGGUUAUGGGGGACAUUCCAGGGUGGUGGUCCAGCUGUCCAGUGACUCAGGGGUCCAUUGGGAAGCUUUGGUGUUGAAUUCUUGUUCCCUGUGGCAUCUGGAAUCUGGUGUCCCUCAGCACCAGAUUGGAGGUAGAGGAAAGGGAGAACCCCCCCCUUGUCGACUUUUAAUCUGUGAUUAUCCCAUGUGAGUGGCCAGCAGCAUUUCUCCUGGAGUCAUAGAGGGUAUGUCUUCGAGGCGAUGAAUUUUCUGCUCACUGUUGGAUAUUUUAAGGUCAUUCUGUACAUAGGUCUUAAAUUAUGUCUGCAAGCUAGGAAGAAAACAUGAAAUUUCAAAGGCUUCUUCCAUAUAUAUGUAUAUAUACAUAUAUAUCUGAUAUAUACAUACAUGUAUAUAUGGUAUGUACAUGUAUAUAUCAUAUAUAUAUAUGUAUCAGGCAAGGGGCCAGCCAUUUCCUUCCAC
This is a messenger RNA of Suncus etruscus (white-toothed pygmy shrew), 2844 nucleotides long. It is a transcript of the gene SLC37A3, whose product is annotated as solute carrier family 37 member 3. The record is from RefSeq and is a predicted model, not a curated record. The coding region runs from base 152 to 1642 and encodes 496 amino acids. NCBI's taxonomy places the organism in Eukaryota, Metazoa, Chordata, Mammalia, Eulipotyphla, Soricidae. Gene Ontology annotation, biological process: transmembrane transport. Gene Ontology annotation, cellular component: endoplasmic reticulum membrane. The transcript has 15 exons. Gene Ontology annotation, molecular function: transmembrane transporter activity.